Molecule: messenger RNA, 1110 nt
Organism: Eremomyces bilateralis CBS 781.70
Lineage: Eukaryota; Fungi; Ascomycota; Dothideomycetes; Eremomycetales; Eremomycetaceae
Product: DUF636 domain protein
Exons: 2
Coding region: 1-1110 (369 amino acids)
Molecular function (GO): carbon-sulfur lyase activity
Source: RefSeq, a predicted model, not a curated record
AUGUCGACCUCCCUUCUCCGCAUCCAGUGCCUCUGCGGCUCCUCUGCCUCGACCAUCUCGCUCCCCUCAUCUUCCCUCCCACUCCAAACCUACCUCUGCCACUGCAACAUUUCCCGCCACAUUUCUGGCUGCCUCUGCAGCUCCUACGCCCGCUACCCACCGCUCUCGCAAACCCCUAGACCCGACCUCUCUGCCCUCACGGCCUAUCGCUCCUCGGACAUUCUCACGCGAUAUUUCUGCACGACAUGCGGAACGCAUAUGUAUCUCGAAUACGACGAUGACGGGCACUUUGAGAUCGCGACGGGGCUGCUUGCUGGUCUAGCUGUGGACCCUGAUAGGCCACCGAUGUCUAUUGUCAAACAUGUCGGGCAUAUGUGGAUCGAGGAUACUGAGGACGGAGGGGCAUCGGAUUGGAUCUCAGACCUUAAUGGAAAGAGUGCGGAGAGGUGGAUGAGAGGUGCUAAUAGUAAUGACACCGGGAUGUUGUUUGCCCGCUGUUACUGUGGCGGGGUGGAGUUCGCUAUCUCUAGACCAGACUCCGAGUCGUGUGUACAUGACGGCACGGCCGACUUUCCAGACUUGCUGGUGCCAUAUAAUUCCGAGAAGUCGGCGAAGAAUCCCGAUGGCAAGCCGUGGUGGCUGUCGAACGACGGACGGAGAUACACAGCAGGUACUUGUGCGUGCGACUCAUGUCGGCGCGCUGCGGGGUUCGAGAUUGUCGAGUGGGCGUUCGUGCCCGCAGGAAACAUCAUGGUCCCGGAACUAAGGGACGCAAGCGAGCCGCCGAUUUGGAGGAAAUAUGAAGUGGGACGAGAGUUUGGUACGGGUCUGCUGCAGAGCUUUAGUAGUUCGGAUAGGGUUUUUCGUAGGUUCUGUGGAGGGUGCGGAGCGAAUAUCUUUUGGGAGUCAUAUAACCGCCCGUACAUCAUUGACGUCGCAGUAGGGAUCCUUCGUGCCCCUGAGGGUGCGAGAGCUGAAACUUGGUUGGAAUGGGUGACGGAUCGAGUUAGUUUCUGCGAGGAGGGUGCUAAUCCGGGCCUCGUUUAUGACCUGACGAGAGGGUUAGAAGGAUGGGGUAAGCGACUAAGCUUAGUAUCUAUGAUUCCCUAA